UGCUGCGCAGGCGGGGCGCGGGUGUUUAGUGGGCGACUCACUUGGGUGGGCGACUCGCUUGUGAACCACGCUAUAACUAAAGCAGCUAAGGCAGCAAUUCCGCAAUGUUCUACCACUGCAAAAAGCAAGCCCUGGUGGAAUCAAGACCUAAAAGCACUUAGGACAAGCAUGCUCAGCAAACAACGCCAACUACAGAGAGAACUUGCUUUUAGCCUAACAAGUGCCUACACCUGGAAAAGAGACUAUCUAAUAGCUAGAAAUAGCUAUCUACAAGCUGUCAAAAUAGCUAAACGCGACCAUUGGAACCAAUUCCUAGAGAGAGAGGACCCUAAAUUAAUCUUC
Messenger RNA from Didymella exigua CBS 183.55, 342 nucleotides. RefSeq lists its product as uncharacterized. The transcript has 2 exons. Lineage: Eukaryota; Fungi; Ascomycota; Dothideomycetes; Pleosporales; Didymellaceae. The annotation marks the transcript as partial. The record is from RefSeq and is a predicted model, not a curated record.